GAGAAGAGAGAAGAGAGAGGAUGUGGAGUUCAAUAGUUGUAGCAAGAAGAGCUUCUCUCAGCAGACUCGCAAGAGGAUCAAAGUCGCGUUCGAUUCAGAAAUCUCAUCUUCAGCCCCAGGACCCUGAAACAAAAAAGCCUCUGUAAAGAUAUAUGUUGACAAAGAGACUGGAAGAAAAAAGGGUGAUGCGCCUGUUUCAUUUCUGAAGGAACCUUCAGUUGCUCUAGCCCUCCAUAUUUUGGAUGGAGCACCUCUACGGCCUGUGGGCAAGAUUCCUAUGUCAGUUACCCAAGCAAAGUUUGAGCAGAAAGGGGAGAAAUUUAUAUCCAAACAAACAGACAAGAGAAAGAAAAGGAAACUUCAGAAGGUGGAACAGAAGAUGCUUGGUUGGGGUGGUCGUGAUGAUGCAAAGCUUUCAAUUCCUGCCACUGUUAUUCUUCGAUAUAUGUUCGCUCCUGCAGAAAUGAGGUCUGAUGAGAAUCUACGUUCUGAAUUAGAAGCAGAUGUCCACGAGGAAUGCGUAAAACUUGGUCCUGUUGAAUCAGUCAAGGUUUAUGAGAAUCAUCCUCAGGGUGUUGUUUUGGUAAGAUUUAAGGAUAGAAGAGAUGCCCAGAAGUGCAUAGAUAUGAUGAAUGGAUGAUGGUUUGGUGGUUGGCAGAUCCACGCGAGUGAGGAUGAUGGAAUUGUUAACCAUGCUAAGGUGCGGGAUUCGCAAGAUGAUGCUGAAAGAUUGGAGAAGUUUGGAGCCGAACUCGAAGAAGAUUGAGUUGAAUUCUGCAUUUGAACUUGAAGCAUCUUUCACUGACAUUGAUCACCCGUAUAAUCCAAAUAUGAGGAGCUUGUAGAUGACUGAACCUGUCACGUUUACAUAAACAUAUUUUACUCAUGAAGACAUUUAAUACCCAAAUUUUGAAAUAUUUAUUUCUUUC
This is a messenger RNA of Cornus florida, 929 nucleotides long. Its product is annotated as splicing factor U2AF-associated protein 2-like. The record is from RefSeq and is a predicted model, not a curated record. The transcript has 8 exons. The coding region runs from base 278 to 640 and encodes 120 amino acids. NCBI's taxonomy places the organism in Eukaryota, Viridiplantae, Streptophyta, Magnoliopsida, Cornales, Cornaceae. Gene Ontology annotation, cellular component: U2-type spliceosomal complex; U2 snRNP. Gene Ontology annotation, molecular function: RNA binding.